GGGAGGAGGACACCAGAAGAAUGAGACCACCACUGCAGGACAAGAACCUCCACGAGACAACCACUGCGAGAGAGCCGGCACCGCAAGAAUAAAGACCACCACUGCAGGACAGUGACAAGACCCUCCACUGCGAGAAAGCCAGUACCACAACAAUGAGACCACCACUGCAGGACAGUGACAAGACCCUCCACUGCGAGAAAGCCAGUACCACAACAAUGAGACCACCACUGCAGGACAGUGACAUGAACCUCCACUGCGAGAGAGCCGGCACCACAACAAUGAGACCACCACUGCAGGACAGUGACAAGACCCUCCACUGCAAGAGAGCCGGCACCACAACAAUGAGACCACCACUGCAGGACAGUGACAAGACCCUCCACUGCAAGAGAGCCGGCACCACAACAAUGAGACCACCACUGCAGGACAGUGACAUGAACCUCCACUGCAAGAGAGCCGGCACCACAACAAUGAGACCACCACUGCAGGACAGUGACAUGAACCUCCACUGCAAGAGAGCCGGCACCACAACAAUGAGACCACCACUGCAGGACAGUGACAAGUCCCUCCACUGCAAGAGAGCCGGCACCACAACAAUGAGACCACCACUGCAGGACAGUGACAUGAACCUCCACUGCGAGAGAGCCGGCACCACAACAAUGAGACCACCACUGCAGGACAGUGACAUGAACCUCCACUGCAAGAGAGCCGGCACCACAACAAUGAGACCACCACUAAAGGACAGUGACAAGUCCCUCCACUGCAAGAGAGCCGGCACCACAACAAUGAGACCACCACUGCAGGACAGUGAUGAGAACCUUCACUGCGAGAGAGCCGGCACCACAACAAUGAGACCACCACUGCAGGACAGUGACAUGAACCUCCACUGCAAGAGAGCCGGCACCACAACAAUGAGACCACCACUGCAGGACAGUGAUGAGAACCUUCACUGCGAGAGAGCCGGCACCACAACAAUGAGACCAUCACUAAAGGACAGUGAUGAGAACCUUCACUGCGAGAGAGCCGGCACCACAACAACGAGACCACCACUGCAGGACAGUGACAAGAACCUCCACUGCAAGAGAGUCAGCAUCACAACAAUGAGACCAUUACUGCAGGACAGUGACGAGAACCUCCAUGAGACAUCCACUGUAGGACUAUGAUGAGAGGGCAGGCACAACGGGACAGCCACUGCAGGACAACAAUGAAAGAGCCUCUUUGGGAUGAUGGCGAGAGAGAAGAGAACAGGUAGCACAAUGAGACAGCUGCUGCAGGAUGAGAGCUAUCACCUGGCACUGGGCGUCUAGAGAGCGCU
This is a messenger RNA of Bufo gargarizans (Asiatic toad), 1312 nucleotides long. RefSeq lists its product as uncharacterized. The transcript is spliced from 2 exons. Lineage: Eukaryota; Metazoa; Chordata; Amphibia; Anura; Bufonidae. The record is from RefSeq and is a predicted model, not a curated record. Bases 153 to 1160 code for a protein of 335 amino acids.